AUGGAGUUAAGAGAGGACCUGCAGAAACUCAUUGAGAGAGCAUGGGGUUUGCAUGAUGGGCUAACUGAAGAAAUAAAAAACAUCAACAGCUCCUUCUGCAGGUUUUGUUCGGAACAUGGUCGUUAUUGUGACAGAGUGGAGAACCCAUUUCAGGAGAAGGAAGGAUUGAUUGCCAUUAAAGAUUCAUUAAAUGAAGUAGGGAAUGCGCUUAUGCGUUUACAGAGAUUACGAUCAUGGCAGCCGAUUGAUAGGCAAGAGGCACUUGCGCGUUUAGAAGAAAGCAGGUUAAUUCUCAAGGAAAAGGUGGCACAACAUCAAGGAAGGCCACUUGAUGUGGUGGAAGAACUGAACGAAUGUUUUAGCAAUGGAAAGACUGUUUUUGACUGGAGGUUGAGUGAGAAAAAGAAGAUCAAAGGUGAUGAUUCCAAUGUCCAAGAGGAAAAGAGGAGGAUGACCGCCGGCUUUGUUGUUUGUUGGAUUAGAAUGUUAUUCAACCCUUGGAGGUGGCAAAAAGCUGUUGGGGUUGCAGCAAAAUUGAUUUUGUUUUCAGCUAGCAUUUCGCCUACGGUUAAAUUCUGCCAUUCCAGGCUACAUUGUUGCGGUUCACAAAGAAAAGUUCUUUCAAUUUUGGUGGAACCGGUAGAUUCAAGAACAAAAGAAAAUAGUACACCAUUGUCCCCCUCAAAUAGUCCUCUGGAUGUUUUUUACGGCAGGGGAUGA
This is a messenger RNA of Dovyalis caffra, 720 nucleotides long. Lineage: Eukaryota; Viridiplantae; Streptophyta; Magnoliopsida; Malpighiales; Salicaceae. The record is from the annotation of a GenBank genome assembly.